GGCACGCGUGGGUCUGGGGCGAGGAUCUUGGGGCCGCGUGUUCCAGCCGGGGUUCGGAUCGCUGAGGCACGCGGGCCUGGGCGUCCGGGCGCCGUCCCAGUCGGUAACCUCAACCUUGCUGAAUGCUCCAGAAGCCAUCCAGACUGAGGAAGACCCGGAAACUCCGGGGCCACGUGAGCCACGGCCACGGCCGCAUCGGUAAACACCGCAAGCACCCAGGAGGCCGCGGUAAUGCUGGAGGCAUGCAUCACCACAGGAUCAACUUCGACAAAUAUCAUCCAGGUUACUUUGGGAAAGUUGGUAUGAGACAUUACCACUUAAAGAGGAACCAGAGCUUCUGUCCGACUGUCAACCUGGAUAAAUUGUGGACACUGGUCAGUGAGCAGACACGCGUCAAUGCUGCAAAGAACAAGACUGGAGCUGCUCCCAUCAUUGAUGUUGUGCGAUCAGGCUACUACAAAGUUCUGGGGAAGGGAAAGCUCCCUAAGCAGCCUGUCAUCGUGAAAGCCAAAUUUUUCAGCAGAAGAGCUGAAGAGAAGAUAAAGGGUGUUGGAGGCGCCUGUGUCCUGGUGGCUUGAAGCCACCCCGGGAGGUUAAUUAAAUGCUAACAUUUUCCAAGUGG
Messenger RNA from Peromyscus californicus insignis, 622 nucleotides. RefSeq names its product ribosomal protein L27a (gene Rpl27a). NCBI's taxonomy places the organism in Eukaryota, Metazoa, Chordata, Mammalia, Rodentia, Cricetidae. The record is from RefSeq and is a predicted model, not a curated record. The transcript has 5 exons. Gene Ontology annotation, cellular component: cytosolic large ribosomal subunit; ribosome. Gene Ontology annotation, biological process: translation. The coding region runs from base 123 to 578 and encodes 151 amino acids. Gene Ontology annotation, molecular function: structural constituent of ribosome.